Molecule: messenger RNA, 1395 nt
Organism: Aureobasidium namibiae CBS 147.97
Lineage: Eukaryota; Fungi; Ascomycota; Dothideomycetes; Dothideales; Saccotheciaceae
Product: folic acid synthesis protein
Exons: 3
Coding region: 1-1395 (464 amino acids)
Biological process (GO): tetrahydrofolate biosynthetic process
Cellular component (GO): mitochondrial envelope
Molecular function (GO): 2-amino-4-hydroxy-6-hydroxymethyldihydropteridine diphosphokinase activity; dihydropteroate synthase activity
Source: RefSeq, a predicted model, not a curated record
AUGUCCACAAAAAUGGACACCAUUCGAACAGCAUAUAUCGCUCUUGGGAGCAAUGUAGGCGACAGGCUUGACAUGAUCGAAAAAGCAUGUCUGGCAUUGGAUCAGGACCCUGACAUCAAGGUCACACGAACUAGUUCGCUGUAUGAGACCGAACCAAUGUACGUCGAGGACCAAGCUCGGUUUCUCAAUGGCGCUUGCGAAAUACAGACUAUACUUGAGCCGAUGACGCUAUUGGACAGACUACAGGCUAUUGAGAACGAGCUGGGUCGUGUCAAGCUUAUAGACAAAGGACCUCGGAGCAUCGAUCUGGACAUUCUGUUGUACGAGGAUCAAGUGAUCGAUACUGAACGCUUGAAGGUACCGCACAUCCUGAUGCUCGAAAGGGAAUUUGUGCUCCGGCCUCUCUGCGACAUCAUCCCGGAUACGAUACCUUCAAUCGGCCAAACACCAGUAUCUCUCUCCCAAAGCCUGCGUAGGCUGUCAGCUUCUCCUUCGACACCUAUAUCAACCACAACGAGUAUGGGUGAAAACACAUUUUCAAUUCGAGCUCUGGAGCACACACGUCCUACGCAUAUAAUGUCUAUCCUCAACACAACCCCUGAUUCUUUCUCGGAUGGAGGCCUCAAUUCACCGACAGACGAAACAGCACUUCGGAAGACAAUCUCAUCACAUAUUCGUAGAGGUGCUACAAUCAUUGAUAUAGGUGGACAAUCUUCGCGCCCCAAUGCCGCCGAUGUGACAGCAGAAGAGGAGAUUCAGCGUGUUUUACCCGCUAUCAAGAUCAUCAGAUCCCUACCCGAAGGAUCCAACACUUGCAUCAGUGUCGACACGUAUCGUGCUACAGUGGCUGAGGAAGCCAUCAAGGCUGGAGCCCACAUUAUCAAUGACAUUUCUGGAGGCUUACUAGAUGCUGAUAUGCUCCCUACCGUCGGUCGUCUGGGAUGCACCGUAUGCUUGAUGCACAUGCGAGGAACGCCAGCAACAAUGACCAGUGCGGAAAACUGCUCGUAUCCCGACGGACUGAUUCCUACGAUAGCCAAUGAGCUUUUGGACCGCGUCAGAGCAGCGGAGGCAGCUGGUAUCCGUCGCUGGCGCAUAAUUCUGGAUCCUGGUAUUGGGUUCGCCAAGACGACCGAGCAAAAUUUGGAGAUCCUCAGACGCAUGAGCGACCUCAGGAGCUGGCCUGGCCUGGUAGGGUUGCCAUGGCUCUUGGGCAGCAGUAGAAAAGGCUUCAUCGGCAAGAUUACCGGCGUGGUGGAUGCGAAGGAGCGCACGUGGGGCACAGCAGCGACCGUGACAGCAGCAGUUCAAGGUGGAGCUGAUAUGGUGCGUGUGCACGAUGUGGACGAGAUGGCCAAAGUGACCAAAAUGUCUGACGCGAUCUGGAGAAGGUGA